AUGGACCGCAAGGGAAGGAAGCCUUGGAGGUGUCCGAAGUUGAAGGUGACCGUCAUCCUACCCAGCGGCCGUGGUGAAGAAGUGUUGGUGGCUGGAACGGCCAAGGUUGGAGACGUGAAAGUGGCAGCGCAGAAGUCUUUUGGGCAAGGCUUCCUGAGGCUUGUUGCUCCCGACGGACGCAAUUUGGACUUGAACGAAGAUCUAGCGAAGGUGGGACUUCAAGAUGGAGAGUACCUCAGUGCAGUGGCACAAGCACCGCUGGUGACAAGAGCAUCUGAGGCUUUUGCGUUGUGGAUUUCAGGAGGUAGUGUUGUCACAUGGGGUAAUCCAAAGGGAGGUGGUGACAGCAGUGCUGUGCAGGACCAGCUUCGACACGUUCGAAAGAUUUGCGCCGCAGACCACGCAUUUGCUGCUGUGUUGAAUGAUGGGAGAGUUGUCACAUGGGGCGAUCCGACUUGCGGUGGUGAUAGUUCUGGGGUCCAGAAUCGUCUCCGAAAUGUACAGGAGAUUCACGCCACAUCUCGUGCUUUUGCUGCAGUCCUUGGUGACGGAUCAGUUGUGACAUGGGGUGAUCCACAGUGUGGUGGUGAUAGCAGCGAGGUGAAGGAUCGGCUCAAGAACGUGAAGAAGAUUUGUCAAACAGCCCGGUCUUUUGCUGCACUUCUCGAUGAUCGAUCAGUUGCAACAUGGGGCUGUCAGAUACAUGGUGGCGACAGCAGCAGGGUUCAGGAGCACCUGAGAAAUGUGCAGUGUAUUUUUGCUGAAAUAUCUGGCUCCUUCCACGCUCUCACUGACAGUGAGGAGGAUAUCACAUGGGGCCGUGGGCAGUGGCACAGGUUGACAACCGCAAGGUCGGACCUGAGAAUCGCCCAGGAUUUGCAAACCAAUGCCUUGAUUUCUGUAGUUGCGUUCGCAGAUGGAGCGUUUGUUACAACAGCAGGCCUCUCAACUGACGACAGCUCUGUACAGGAAUUCAAAUUAAUGGCCAGAAUCGUACAUCUGCAACAGGAACUUAAGGUAAAGCUUUGCAUGCUUUGCAUGAACCUGACCAGGGGUGAGGCAGAACUACUUCAUUUGUGCUGGCUACCAUACAAAGGGAAUGGCAGAACGGGGGUGUGGGAUCGCCUCAAGAAUGUACAAAUGAUUCGUUUUACACAAACUGCCUUUGCCGCAGUGCUCGCUGACGGAACAGUUGAAACUUGGGGAUCUCGGAGACAUGGUGGUAACUGCAGGACGGUCGAGACUCGCCUCAUCGACGUCCAGGAUAUUUCUGCGACCUUUGGUGCCUUUGCUGCUCGUCUUGGCAGUGGUCGAGUUGUCACAUGGGGCGAUCCGACUUGCGGUGGUGAUAGUUCUGGGGUCCAGAAUCGUCUCCGAAAUGUACAGGAGAUUCACGCCACAUCUUGUGCUUUUGCUGCAGUCCUUGGUGACGGAUCAGUUGUGACAUGGGGUGAUCCACAGUGUGGUGGUGACGCCCGGAAGGUGCAAGAGGAGCUUCAGUGGCUUUCGUGA
This is a messenger RNA of Durusdinium trenchii, 1512 nucleotides long. NCBI's taxonomy places the organism in Eukaryota, Dinophyceae, Suessiales, Symbiodiniaceae. The record is from the annotation of a GenBank genome assembly.